Messenger RNA from Armigeres subalbatus, 1894 nucleotides. RefSeq names its product probable cytochrome P450 9f2. Lineage: Eukaryota; Metazoa; Arthropoda; Insecta; Diptera; Culicidae. The record is from RefSeq and is a predicted model, not a curated record. The transcript has 2 exons. Gene Ontology annotation, molecular function: iron ion binding; heme binding; oxidoreductase activity, acting on paired donors, with incorporation or reduction of molecular oxygen. The coding region runs from base 165 to 1784 and encodes 539 amino acids.
GAUCCACCCGGCGUGUUUUAUUUGAACCCACCGCAGUGUAGUGCGGAACACAGUUGAGUUCAGUGCUGCUCGCCUGCACGAUACAACGACCGGUUUACUGUGAUUAUUUUCAAUACAUAAAGUGACUUGCUCGGCGGGGUCUACUUCGAUUGGUGGUAGUAAAAAUGCUGGAAGUGAAUUUGUUUGCUGCGAUUGCCGUUGGAGCGCUGAUUCUGGCGGUUUAUCAUAAGAUAUCGAAACGAUAUAACUACUUCCUGACGAAGCCGGUGCCAUGUGCGAAGCCGACGUUUCUAUUGGGAAGCAGUAGUGCAAUGUUGACUCGUAAAAAGGACAUUGCGUCGCAUAUUCGGACAUUGUAUGAUACUUAUCCUGAUGCAAAAAUAAUGGGUUUCUACGACCUAACAAAACCGGUAUUCAUGCUCCGUGAUGUAGAAAUCAUCAAGAAGAUUACGGUGAAAGACUUCGAGCAUUUCACCGAUCACACACCUUCGAUGACGGGCUCGACAGAAGAGGUUGGCGAAGACGCCCUUCUUGGUAACUCGCUAUUCGCGCUGCGUGGCCAGAAGUGGCGAGACAUGCGAUCGACCUUGAGUCCGGCAUUUACUGGAAGCAAGAUGAGACACAUGUUUGAGCUGGUGUUGGAGAGCGGUCAAUCGAUGGUCGAGUUUUUGCUCUCGGAAGUCAAAGCCGGCAAAACGUUGGAGCUUGAAAUGAAGGACACAUUCACCCGGUUCGGAAACGAUGUGAUCGCAACGGUGGCCUUCGGGAUUAAGGUGGAUUCAAUGCGGAAUCGUGACAAUAAUUUCUACAUGAAAGGGAAGCAAUUGAUAAAUUUCCAGAGGCUUGCAGUGAUUGUUAAGUUUCUACUAAUGCGAGCCAUGCCCUCCCUGAUGGAAAAAUUGGGAGCAGAUUUAAUAGAUGCAGAUGCGGCCAAAUAUUUCACGGAUGUGAUCAGGGAGAAUAUGCAACAGCGCGAUGUGCAUGGCAUAGUGAGAAACGAUAUGAUCCACAUGUUGAUGGAGGUGCGGAAGGGUGCCUUGAAGCACGAAAAGGGCGAACUGGAUGCGAAAGAUGCUGGGUUUGCAACUGUGGAGGAAUCACAUGUUGGAAAAACGACACAUACGAGGGUUUGGAAAGAAAAGGAGCUUAUUGCGCAGUGUUUCAUUUUCUUUCUGGCAGGGUUUGAUACAUUAUCUACGGGUCUUACAUUUUUGACAUACGAAUUAGCUAUCAAUCCGGAGAUUCAGCAACGUUUAUACGAAGAAAUAAUGGAAACUGAGUCUAAUCUUGAAGGUAAACCACUGACAUACGAAGUACUGCAGAAGAUGAAGUACAUGGACAUGGUCGUGUCGGAGAGUCUACGCAAGUGGCCACCGGGUAUUGUAGCGGAUCGCAUCUGUACCAAGGACUAUCAAUACAAGGACGGUACGUCAUCGAGUUUCGUGAUCGAAAAGGGAACCUCUGUUUGGAUUCCUACGAUCGCCAUCCAUAACGAUCCGGAGUACUAUCCCAAUCCGGACAAGUUCGAUCCGGAGCGAUUCAGCGAAGAGAACAAGGCGAAGAUCAACCCGUCCGCCUAUAUUCCGUUCGGAGCGGGGCCAAGGAAUUGCAUCGGAUCGCGACUGGCACUGAUGGAGAUCAAAUCUGUCGUGUAUUGUCUGCUGCGGGAUUUCAGCUUCGAACCGACGGAGAAGACGCAAAUUCCUCUGCGGUUGACCAUGAGCGGGUUCACCCUGCAGGGGGAGAAGGGCGUUUGGCUGGAGUUUAAACCAAGGGCGCUGUAAGAAUGCCUCUGUUGCUAAGCAAAAAUUGUAGUUACGUACUUUUUUGGGCGUAGUCAAUAUGCAACUUUCAUCGAUCAAAGCAUUAUUAUAUUUUAAAAAUAAAAUCAAAU